GUUGAAGAUAGCCAUUUGGUAUCCGCGAUUGCAAAGAAGUUUAUUCGAACAAACAAAAAUGUUUGUCCUGGUGAUUCUUUUCUGCUCAAUUGCUGGCGCUCUUGCGCAGUCAUCAUCUUCUUCAUUUUCUUCUUCGUCAUCAUCUUCUAACUCUCAACCAUUGUACGACGGCCCUUGUCCUCAAAUAAUUUCAGACCCGAUUGAUUACAAUAGGUAUUCCGGACAAUGGUAUGAAGUUCAACGAACUGCUGAUCACUACAACGAAGAUUCAGAAUAUUGCCACAUGUCAACAUGGGACAAGCCAGUCAACAAUAAGUCAAGAGUUACACUUAGAACUUUUUCACCAAAGUUUCCUGCUGGUACAAGUUACUAUGGAAAUGCUGUCCAGAAUGAACGAGGAACAUUUUUGACUCACGAUAUUACAGUUGCUAGUGCACCCACUGAUUUUUAUACUCUCGCUACCGAUUACAAUAACUAUGCGAUAGUUUGGGCUUGUGACAAUCGUGGAGACAAACAUUUUCAACGAACCUGGAUGUUCUCGCGAACUCCUACUCCACACAGUGAUUUUGAAGACUGGAAACGACGGGCAUUUAAUCGAUACAAUCUUCCAGUUCCAAGGACGGUCAUUUCUCCAAACUUUGUAAAAUGCGGAUAUUCUUCUUCUUCUUCUUCUUCUUCUUCUUCUUCUUCUUCUUCUUCAACAUAGAGUUCAAUUUUGUAGAAUCGUUUCAAAAUAUUAUAUAAAUUUAU
Molecule: messenger RNA, 750 nt
Organism: Cotesia glomerata
Lineage: Eukaryota; Metazoa; Arthropoda; Insecta; Hymenoptera; Braconidae
Product: apolipoprotein D-like
Exons: 5
Coding region: 59-706 (215 amino acids)
Molecular function (GO): pigment binding
Source: RefSeq, a predicted model, not a curated record